CAGCCAUAACGAAGCUAGAAGCAUCAACACAGGCAGCCAAGGUGGAAGCACCAAGAGACAAGCCCACGGGCUCUAGUGGAGGCAUUCAAUGCUUCAAAUGUCAUGGAAGAGGGCAUAUGGACAACCAAUGCCCUAAUCGAAGAGCUCUAGUCCUACUAGAGAAUGGGCAAUAUGUCUCGGAUUCCGAAGAAGAGGAGCACGCGAGGGAGACAUUAGAAUCUGAAGUUGACGAAUCAAUAAAAAUGGAGCCCCCUCCUGGAAGUUUGCUUGUCACGGGAAGAAUGCUAAGCGUGCAACCCAAAGAAGACCUCGAGCAAAGGGAGAACCUGUUUCACACGAGAUGUGUAGUGGAUGGGAAGCUGCUCGCCGUGGUGAUUGAUGGCGGAAGUUGCACUAACGCUAUUAGUACCAUAGCGGUUAGCAAACUGGGAUUGAGCACAAUCAAGCAUCCCAAACCCUACAAGCUUCAAUGGCUCAACGAGGAUGGUUCAAUUAAAGUGGCAAGGCAAACUCUUCUUAAAUUUGCCAUUGGAGGAUAUAAGGAGAAGUUCUGUGCGACGUAGUACCUAUGCAAGCUACACACGUCCUACUUGGAAGGCCAUGGCAGUUCGAUAGAAGCGCGCAACAUGAUGGAGUCUCCAACAAGUAUCAAGUGUUACAUAAUGGAAAGAAAAUCAUGUUAAAGCCCUUGACUCCCAACGAAGUAUAUGAGGAUCAACGACAACUCCAAAGAAACCGGGAGAAAGAAGCUAUUGUCGUGGAACAGAAGCAAGGAGGAGAAGAUUGCAAGACUUUGAUGCUAGCACGUAGUGAAGAUGUGAAGCCAGCAAUUAAUGAGUCAUCACCUACUCAAGUUGAUUUUGUCACGGGAGAAGCCCUACAACAACAUCAAAUUUCGUCCCAAGACAUAAUCAACGCCUCAAAUACUC
Molecule: messenger RNA, 929 nt
Organism: Linum trigynum
Lineage: Eukaryota; Viridiplantae; Streptophyta; Magnoliopsida; Malpighiales; Linaceae
Source: the annotation of a GenBank genome assembly